Messenger RNA from Xenia sp. Carnegie-2017, 5629 nucleotides. Its product is annotated as protein KIAA0100-like. Lineage: Eukaryota; Metazoa; Cnidaria; Anthozoa; Malacalcyonacea; Xeniidae. The record is from RefSeq and is a predicted model, not a curated record.
CUAGCAAGUAUCGUGUUGAAAAUAUUUUGGAAAUUGAUGAUUUUAUAAUGAAUCUCAACGAAUCCACCUCAAAUACGGUGCUUUGUAAGGCUGUUUUGGCGUCGCUUGUGACAAAUUUUCAACUUUACAAACAAGACUUACAGGACGAAAAAAAGAAAGCUUUUUUUUCCGCACGACUCGAAAAUUUCUAUGUGUAUUUCAACGUAACAGAUGAAGAAAAAGUUGGCAUUUUGUUAAAGAUACUCCAUCAAUACUGCCUAGCUCUAAAAAGCAUUUGUGGGGCAGGAUGUUUGAGCUGGGAAGCACAAGUGUCAAGUGCAAUAUGGAUUUUAAAGAGGAUUCAACCUUCAAUCCACGAUCAGUCGUGAUAAAAUGCGACUCAUCAUCAUUGAUAAUCGAGUAUUCAAUGCAAACAAAGCAACGCUUGGUUACUUUACUAAAUAUUGGAAAUAUAAAACAGCUUCUACAAACAACGCGUUCACAUGAUUCGAAGAAAAAGACUUUCGUCAACUCUCGUGUCUUAUUCAAUUAUGAUUUCUCUAUCCACGAUAUAAAUAUUGUGUUCGUCGGAAAAUGCAAAGAUGGUAUAGACUCUAUGUUUGCUCGCAUUGAUAUGGUAUCUGUGAAGAAAGAAAUUGAUGCGAUACAGAUUGGUGCACAUGAGCUUAAGAUUGCUAGACUUGAAGUGUUCGAAGAGAAGUCGUUUUGCUGUUCAAAAUCGUCAGAAGUUGCGGAAAGUUUGUUGUCUUUGACUUCUGCGGCCGCCAAGAUCAACUUAGAGGAUGCCAAUGUUUAUCUUUCAACUAUUAAAGUCAACUGGGACGUUGAAUCUCACAUGGUGCUACAUGAUGCGAUAUCUGGGAUAAUGGAGGAUACCACAGAACUAAAAGGAAUGAUUUCCUCAAUGGAAGAUACGAGAGAAAGUGUAACUUUGUCAUAUAGUCAACUUCAGAUCACCAUGCAAGACGUCAACUUUACGAUGAAUACUUCAGCUGCUAACAGUUUUGGCUUGCAGUUUUCUGCAGUACUAUCGCUGGACGAUCAUGAAAUGAACGCUAGAAGCUCCAAAGUUGAUGUCUUGUUUGAUGGGAAAAUAAUCGUCUCGCUAAAGACACUGUUAUUGAAGCGAAUGCGAUCAAAUAACGACGUGACGUCAUUGCGUAAUAGCGUGGAAGGAUUUGAGAACGGCAUCAACAAUUUAUGGUUGCUGGAAGGUGAUGUUUACGUGUUUUUCCCUUAUCGCUUUAAUUUUGCCGAGUCAUUUGACAAAUUGCUUAUUGUGAGCAAAUUUCUGCGGCAACUAUACAAACGUCCAAUUGUGAAAGAUAAAGAUGAACUUUAUGCAGACGUUUGGGUGAAACUUAAGAAAUUAUCUUUUGAGAUUGAAGAUGAUCCGUUUGAAGUGAAACUUGGAAAAAAUUAUGAGUUACUCUGUGACGAAGCCUUGCAAUGGACGGAACGAGAAAGGCUGUUGGAAGAGAGGAUUAGCGAGAAACGAAAGAAUCCGGGCAAUUUACUGUCAGACAAGAAGGUGGAAAGUCUGUACGUUAGUUUAAGUGAAAAGAAAUCGAAAAUUUACAUCGAAAGGUCACUGAAGUUAUACGAAGUGGACAAGCGUACACGCUUGUGUUGUUGGGCAUUCGAAAACGUGGAUUUAAUGGUUCUCGCGGAUGAAUCAAUGAAUGGAAGGGAUAGAAUUAUUCCUGAUAUAAAGCGUAUUGAUAAUGCGAGUCCUCUGCCAUCCGAUAUUCAGUUUACAAGCCUUUGGUCUCGUUACAUUAAAGGGACUGUUUCAUCUUCAAAGUUCACUCUUCGUGAUUACGAACAGCCGUUGUUUCAAUGCGAGGCAGUUACAAUAUCUGGGCAACUGAUUGGUGCGGAGCAAGUGUCACGCGACAGAGCUACAAGAACAAGUGUCGUAAAAAUACGUCAGCCUUGGGGUGACAAGGAAAUAAUUCGUGGAAUGAAACCUUUGAAGUAUUUCCACGAUUUGACUUUCGAUUUCCGAAGACUUGAGAUGACCUGGGGUGUUGACAUACAACCUGCGUAUACCAUGGUUGGCGUCGCUUUUGAACACAUUAAUCGCGCUAGUGUUGAUCCUAGUCUCGGAUUACCAUUUUGGGAUAAGAUGCGUUUGUUGCUUCAUGGAAAACUUGUUAUGAACAUCGACGAAUGCCAACUCAACUGGCGAGCUACGAGAAAUCCUUAUGAUAAGUCCGAACUGCUCGAAAUAGAGUUGAAAGAUGCGGGACUUGAGUGGACUAAUGCUUGCUUCCAGAUUUUUGGUGAUCUCGACCUUUCUACAAGGACAGCCUCAAAAUACGAUGAUUGUUGCGUCCUUCACUUACCUGCCUUAAAAUUCAGAGCGGAUCUUGAAUGGCAUUGUAGAGAUGGAGGUGAUGCAAACAAUCACUAUAAUAUCCAUCCUUGUGCCCCUGAUAAACUACCGGAACUUCCCUCUGGAAUGCUUCAUGAUUCGUACGCUGCCUUUCGCUCUCAAAAUAUCAGUCUGGAUUUGUCUUUUGACGUUGACGCUAAAAAACUCAAGAAAAAAGAUGCGCCCAGAGUACUGCUAUUUGCAAGCACCUUUCGAUGGUUUCAAAAUUUUCAGGCUGUUGUUUGGCGAAAUGUCUCUCGUCCUAUACGAAAAGGAGCAAUUUUUAACAGAAUGCAGCCUCAACAAAAACCUUUGAGUCGACAUUACAGAAACCUUGGACUUCAUUUGAAAUUUCCCCAGCUGAGCGUCUUUUAUUGGGGCUCGGUGACACGACAACUUGGGGCCGAAUUGAAUCUUGGUACAGGAAGUCUUAAUGCCGUCUACAAAGUUAGCCUUGUCGAACACAACGAUUGUUUAGUCCGCAGACCAGCUGCGAAUUGGAGCAUUAUAAAACUUGACAGCGAGAUCGAUGAUGUCACUUGCUACGUCGUCGGCAUUGAGCAAGUUUCAAAGGAGGUUGAUGUUGAGAGCGAGAGAGAGACUCGACCGGAUUAUUUGGUGGACGCUUUAAAAGCCGAAGAAGCUGAAAGAGAGCCAUCCAAAUUCUUCCUUGGACACGUUGACAGGCUUGUUUACAAUAGAAAAGAGUUCGAUACCUCUCGUGAGAGAAAUGAUGAAGACGAUAGUUCAUUUCCAAGUGAUGAAGAUUUUACGCAUAAUUUGGUCUGUGACAACUUUCGCGGUGUGUGGACGCUGACCAAUAGGAAGCUUAGCUUUGGCCUUAUCGAAACGUACACUCGUUCCCAGCAAUUAAAGAAGGAUUUAUCCGCUGAUGCUUUGAAAUUUGUUAAAGUUGAUGAUCGCAACACGAAUCUAGUUGUGGACCAGACCUCUCCUGAUGUUAGCGUUCGCAGAAAGUCAUCAAUCCGUCAACUGUCAGCGAACCAGUCGACCUAUGACGAUGUCUUCGCGAAAGGCCUCGGUGGAAUAAAUGAAUCCGACACUACGGACAGUCCUGUUUCUUCAAGACGACCUCGUUACAAUUCUAAUGACUGUCUCCUUGAACAACUUGUUUCCGAGUUAUCGGAUUCCACGAAAGUCUACGUUCAUACAGAAGAGAACACAAGCGACGAGAGUCAAUCAAGUGGUUACCUACUUUGUAACACUGAAGACGUCCAUGAACAACGCUGGCAUUUUGAAUUCAUCAACUCUCAAGUAAUGUUGAAAGGGUUGGAGCAUUGUGGCUGUCUGCUGGUGACCGCUGGUCGCACUGAAGUGUCAAAUCGCUUGCAUAGACCUACCCAAACUGGCAAGAAGCUUUUGAAUAAGAUCACAUGGAUGGGGCAUCUUGAAAAUAUGCAGUAUUUCUGCACCGUGGGCUCAAGCGAAGAAGUGACCAACACGGACAAUGUAUGGCUGGAUUCCACCACGAUUCGUACUCGUCGGAAGAACACGGGCAUCGACUUAACUGAUUUGACUUCUGUCCUUGGCUCCGGUGAUGAUAUUGGUUCAUUGGUAGGUAACAUGGUACACAGCAAUACAAAACUUCAGAGGAUUGUUACUCAGUGUGGAUGCGAUUUCUAUUAUGUGAGUUUUAAUGAUGAACUUGAGGAUGGUUUACAAGGUGUUCCUGCGUCAAUUACACCAGCACCUUCACCAUCUUCAAGACUUUAUGACAAUCAAACGUCUUGUUCUCCUGUCAAUACAUUUACUUUGAGGCAUCCAGUUUUAGAGAUUUGUAUAAACUCGGCACAAUACGCUCUAAUUUUUGACAUUGUUAGCAACAUUCUUUUAUAUACGGAACCACAAAAGAAGGAAUUUUCGGAUUUGGAACAACGCAUGGGUUUCUAUUUUCAACUCAACACUGCUGAAGACCUCAAGGGAACCAUAUUGAAUGUCCAAAAUAAUGUGAGAGCGCGCAUCAUGAAUUUAAAUGAACGCCGUCGUGUCUUGCACAAUUUGAAUGAAAUAUUGAAAGAGAAGGAAAAAACGAAAAACCUGAAUGAAAAAACGAAAAACGAGAACGAACAAUGCUAUGACGUCGACAUUCAAGACCUAUACGCUGAAAGAGUAAAGUUAGAAGUGGAAGUCGCGGAAAUGAAAGCAACUCUGAACGUGUAUAGUACAGAUUUGCGUAUAAUGAUCAGUGCGUACAAAGAUUUUAUGACGGAUCGUGUAAUGCUUUCACCUGAGAAAGCUCGUACGGGUGAGUUGUUGAAGGUGGUUGAAGUGAUUUUGAAUCGUGUUUCAUGGAGACUAACACAACCCGAUGGACAAUUACAGAUUGUUGAUGCUAACCUUAUGGAUUUAAGGUAUACUAAUUUGACGAUGACGGAUUCCGCCGGAGUUCAUUCUUUGGAAAUAGGAAAUUUCAAUAUGACAAACCUGAUGCCCAACUCUCCGUAUAAGAAUGUUAUCACUCCGAAAGGAGAAAGACGAGUUGGUAAAGACAUUGCCGUGAGAAUGUAUUGUCGAGUCAAAUCACCGGUCGGUGGCAUUGGCGUAAAAGAUCAUUUCGAAGUGAACCUAUGUCCCUUAAAUGUUGCUUUCACUCACAGACUGUACACCUUGAUGAUGGUAUUUUUUCCUGGUCGCGCUCAUGAGGGUGGUAGGGUGUCCGUGGAGGAGUAUGAUGGGGUAGCAUUUGGAGGGUUCGAGCAACCUCAACAGAGUGACAAAGACGUUUUUCACGAAGAACGGAUGACAUCGACACAGAGUUCGUCACGUCCUAAUAGUCUUGCUCUUUCGGAUCUAUCCUUAAGUGAUUCUCCGCGAAGCAGGAUAUCUACUCAAGCGUCGAGAGCCCUUCGGCACUAUCUUCUCCUGUUGGUUCGGAAAAUAAGAAACCUGGAACGAGCAGAUUUUAUGCCAGUUUAUCCGAGACGGCUUCGAAAGAACUUGACAAAAUGAAGGAGCGGGCGGCACAAACAAAUAACUUCGUGUAUGUGAAAAUUCCUGAAAUUCCAAUUUGUUUCAGUUACAAGGGCGAGAAGGAGAAAAAUCUGGUCGAUGUUCAUAACUUUCGAUUGAUAUUACCUACGUUGCAUUACCAGAAUAGAACAUGGACAUGGUUGGAUCUCAUGAUGGCUGUAAAGAAAGAUUAUAAACAAGUUCUCGUUGGACAGUUAAUAAAGGAAAAAUUACACUGGAAAGUAGGAGAUCACAAAGAAAUUAAAGAACCCAUGGCGUAAG